AUGGGAACCGAGGAACAAUCCAGAAAAUCCACCCAUACUAAAACAUUCAUCUUAUGGGACAUGGUGGAUUUUCGCGUAGAUGAGGAUAAGAUUCAUACGUUUUAUCGUCGUCUCAGGAAAUCUCUCAGAGACGAGCACUAUUGUGGUGAAUUGUGUAUCACAGCUUAUGGUCAUGGAGAAGAUUCUUGUCUACUGGGGACGGAGUCUGUACAUACCUACAUCCGACUAUAUCGACUAAAGGAUAGAUUUGCGAGACAUAAUACCAUCUUAGUGGACAUGAUUAGUUUCUUACGUUUGAAUCCUCAAGCAAAUUUCAUGUUAAUCAUGAAAGGCAUGGCAGAGGAAGACAUUAAGUACGACUACGCUAUUCAAGCGGUGAAAAAAAGGAAUUACAGUGUUCUUUUAGUAGUUGGUGAUGAUAAAGAUCAAGACAAUUCCCGAUACCCACCAGAUGUACUAUCUGGUUGCACCAUAAUCCAGCAAGCAAUUUUAGAAGUAAUAGUUUGCAAACGUUCAAUUGAGGAUAGAGUUGCUAAGAAAUCAAAAAAGAAAAUUCGGCGGAUAAUUGAUGAUGCUGAACUAGGGAAASAUACGAGAAGAAAAAUUGCAAUUGAGAAGGAACGACAGGAGCGCCUUAGGUCCUUGCAGUUUUCUGCCAGAUACAAAACAGUUGGCUCUAUGGCUAUUCCAGAAGGUGCGGAAACUGAGGUUCUUGGUGAUGCUCACAGUGGUUACAUAGUGAAUGUGGCUAGGGAGAUUGGUGAAGAAGCUGUAACAGGGAUUAGAUUUAUGUGGGAAAAUAUUAUUCAGUCUAUUAGCAGAGUGAAGUCUGGUGAUAAAGGUCUUGGGUGCAUUCUAGCACAUACAAUGGGCCUGGGCAAAACUUUUCAGGUUAUAGCGUUCCUGUACACGGCAAUGAGAUGUAUUGAUUUAGGGUUGAAAACUGCUCUUAUUGUGACUCCUGUAAAUGUGUUGCACAUUUGGCGAAGUGAGUUUAUGAAGUGGAGGCCUUCAGAAGUGAAACCACUUCGCAUUUUCAUGCUUGAACAAGAUCAUACGAGAAUGAAAGGCUUGGAGAGGAGAUUGGACUUGCUAAKGAAGUGGCGAAAUAAGGGUGGAGUCUUCUUGAUGGGGUAUGCCGCUUUUAGAAAUCUGUUUCUUGGGAGGGGGGGUAACGCCUUGAGGGAGGGACCUGAUAUACUGGUUUGCGACGAGGCUCACAUUAUCAAGAACACCAGGGCUGACACAACGCAAGCAUUGACACAAGUUAAAUGCCAGCGAAGAAUUGCCUUAACCGGGUCGCCCCUUCAAAACAAUCUCCUGGAAUAUUAUUGUAUGGUUGAUUUUGUAAGAGAAGGAUUCCUCGGGAGUAGCCCUGAGUUUAGAAAUCGCUUCCAAAAUCCAAUAGAAAACGGACAGCAUAUGAAUUCAACUGCYGAGGACGUGAAAAUUAUGAACCAGAGAUCACACAUCCUGUAUGAGCAACUGAAAGGAUUUGUACAAAGAAUGGACAWGAAUGUUGUGAAAAAGGAUCUYCCACCUAAAACUGUCUUCGUAAUAUCUGUCAAGCUAUCACCRUUGCAGCYGAAAUUGUAUAAGAGAUUUCUUAAGCUGUAUGGGUUCAGCGWUGGAAGAACAGAUGAAAGGAUGAGAAAAAACUUUUUUGCUGCUUACCAGGUCUUGGCUCAGGCUAUCAGGCGUGCAGCAGAGAAUAGGGAUGAUGAUUCUGCAUAUUUGGAUGGGAAUUCUAUUGCCCCAAAUCUUGCUGAAGAUAAUGAACUCAGCAAAGAGGAAAAUGGGGAUUUGUCUAAUUCAGAUGUAGAUAAGAUGGUCCCCGUCACAGAGUCAAAUGUAGAUACCAUGAUUGAUGAUUCAGAUAAUCCAGCAAGCAAUUUUAGGUGUACUGCCUGUAAUAACGUAGCUGUGGAAGUGCAUAGUCAUCCGCUUUUAGAAGUAAUAGUUUGCAUGGAUUGCAAACGUUCAAUUGAGGAUAGAGUUGCUAAGGUUGAUGACUCUUCGGAACGUCAUUGUGAAUGGUGUGGUCACAUUGCUGACUUAAUAAAUUGUAGGUCAUGCGAAAGACUUUUCUGUGCAUCAUGUAUAAGGAGGAAUAUUGGUGAAGAAUAUUUGUCUGAAGCUCAAUCCUCUGGUUGGGAUUGUUGUUGUUGCUGUCCAAUUCCCUUGCAAAGACUGACACUGGAACUGGAGAAAGCCAUGGGAGAUAAGAAGUCAACAGAGUCCAGCUCUGAUUCCAGCUCUGAUUCCAGCUCUGAUAACAAUUCUGUUGAUACAGAUGCUGAUGUCAAUGUAGCAAUAAGCUCAAAGAAGAAAUCAAAAAAGAAAAUUCGGCGGAUAAUUGAUGAUGCUGAACUAGGGAAACAUACGAGAAGAAAAAUUGCAAUUGAGAAGGAACGACAGGAGCGCCUUAGGUCCUUGCAGUUUUCUGCCAGAUACAAAACAGUUGGCUCUAUGGCUAUUCCAGAAGGUGCGGAAACUGAGGUUCUUGGUGAUGCUCACAGUGGUUACAUAGUGAAUGUGGCUAGGGAGAUUGGUGAAGAAGCUGUGAGAGUUCCUCGUAGCAUAUCUGCCMAACUAAAAGUCCAUCAGGUAACAGGGAUUAGAUUUAUGUGGGAAAAUAUUAUUCAGUCUAUUAGCAGAGUGAAGUCUGGUGAUAAAGGYCUUGGGUGCAUUCUAGCACAUACAAUGGGCCUGGGCAAAACUUUUCAGGUUAUAGCGUUCCUGUACACGGCAAUGAGAUGUGUUGAUUUAGGGUUGAAAACUGCUCUUAUUGUGACUCCUGUAAAUGUGUUGCACAAUUGGCGAAGUGAGUUUAUGAAGUGGAGGCCUUCAGAAGUGAAACCACUUCGCAUUUUCAUGCUUGAAGACGUUUCAAGGGAGAGGAGAUUGGACUUGCUAAMGAAGUGGCGAAAUAAGGGUGGAGUCUUCUUGAUGGGGUAUGCCGCUUUUAGAAACCUGUCUCUUGGGAGGGGGGUGAAGGAUUUGAAUGCAGCCAAAGAAAUCUGUAACUCCUUGAGGGAGGGACCUGAUAUACUUGUUUGCGACGAGGCUCACAUUAUCAAGAACACCAGGGCUGACACAACGCAAGCAUUGAAGCAAGUUAAUUGCCAGCGAAGAAUUGCCUUAACUGGGUCGCCCCUUCAAAACAAUCUCAUGGAAUAUUAUUGUAUGGUUGAUUUUGUAAGAGAAGGAUUCCUCGGAAGUAGCCCUGAGUUUAGAAAUCGCUUCCAAAAUCCAAUAGAAAACGGACAGCAUAUGAAUUCAACUGCAGAGGACGUGAAAAUUAUGAACCAGAGAUCACACAUCCUGUAUGAGCAACUGAAAGGAUUUGUACAAAGAAUGGACAUGAAUGUUGUGAAAAAGGAUCUGCCACCUAAAACUGUCUUCGUAAUAUCUGUCAAGCUAUCACCUUUGCAGCGGAAAUUGUAUAAGAGAUUUCUUAAGCUGUAUGGGUUCAGCGAUGGAAGAACAGAUGAAAGGAUGAGAAAAAACUUUUUUGCUGCUUACCAGGUCUUGGCUCAGAUUUUGAAUCAUCCAGGGAUUCCGCAAUUAAGAAGAGAAGAUAGCAAAAACGGUCGUCGUGGUAGCAUUGUUGAUAUUCCAGAUGACUGUUCAAGUGAUGAAAAUAUAGACUCCAACAUGGUUGUGGGAGAGAAACAGAGAACUAUGAGUGAUUUGCAGGAUAAAGUGGAUGGCUACCUCCAGAAGGAUUGGUGGGUCGACCUACUUCAGAAAAAUAAUUACAAGGUGUCGGAAUAUAGUGGUAAAAUGAUUUUGCUGUUGGAUAUUUUAUCCAUGUGUGCUGAUGUGGGUGAUAAGGCGCUCGUGUUUAGCCAGAGUAUCCCGACAUUGGAUCUCAUAGAACUUUAUCUAUCGAGRCUACCUCGUCAUGGUAAACAAGGAAAGUUCUGGAAAAAGGGAAAUGACUGGUAUAGGGUGAAAUGCACUCUAAUCUCAACCAGRGCAGGAUCCCUUGGAAUAAACCUUUAUGCUGCUAACCGUGUGAUCAUCGUUGAUGGUUCAUGGAAUCCAACCUAUGAUCUUCAAGCUAUAUUUCGAGCCUGGAGGUAUGGCCAAAAGAAGCCAGUAUUUGCGUACAGGCUGAUGGCACGUGGGACUAUUGAAGAGAAAAUAUAUAAACGGCAGGUGACCAAGGAGGGACUCGCUGCGAGAGUGGUGGAUAGACAACAAGUGCACAGGACUAUCUCCAAAGAAGAGAUGUUACAUCUUUUUGAAUUUGACGAUGAUGAUGAUGAAAAGUCCGAUGCUGAUAUAAGCAAGCAAAACGAUGCAAUAAAUAGCCAAAACACUAGAUUACGGAUGGAGAAUUCACAGAAACAGAAGGCCAGUGUAUGUCGCGUUGGUUGCUACUCUGACAAAUUGAUGGAGAACUUACUACAGAGACACAGCCCCAGCUGGAUUUCCAGUUUCCAUGAGCACGAGACAUUGCUACAAGAGAACGAAGAAGAAAGACUGACAAAGGAAGAAAAAGACAUGGCCUGGGAAGUUUACAGAAGAGCACUUGAGUGGGAAGAAGUUCAGCGAGUCACACUCAACGAAUCUCCGGUGCUCCAAAAACCUCCCCCUUUUGUACAAACAGAACCCGUACGCCAGCUAAAGGGGUUCAACAGAAGUCGUUUUGUGAUCCGGAACUGCACAAGAAUCGCGCAUCAGCUUACACUCAUAAGCCAAGGAAGAAAAGUCGGUAGCAGCACGGUCUGUGGGGAAUGUGGGCGCGUCAUAAGGUGGGAAGACCUUGUACCUGCAUCCAAACUUUCAGAGAUUAUAGAUGAUUUAGAUUACAGUUCCAUUGCCGAUAUCAAAUCAGGGCGUUUGUUAGGGUUGAUUUCUAAUGAUGUUGAAACUUGUAAAUCCAAAGCGAUUAAUGAUUUGUAA
This is a messenger RNA of Arabis nemorensis, 4914 nucleotides long. NCBI's taxonomy places the organism in Eukaryota, Viridiplantae, Streptophyta, Magnoliopsida, Brassicales, Brassicaceae. The record is from the annotation of a GenBank genome assembly.